AAAACCCCUCACCCUUGAGAUGGCCAGAACCAGAGCCAGCCCCAAUGGAACCAUAAACUCACGAAACAAAGAUGGCGUCUCUCGUUCUCUGCGCGAUCUGAUUUCUUCGCCAUGACUGCAAAUGCGAAGAGCUUGAAGGGUACCAUCUCAUUCUGAGAUAACCCUUUCGUGUUUCGAAAUGGAAGAUGAAAUACAGAAGCGCAACACUGACUGCGUGUACUUCUUGGCUUCUCCCCUUACCUGCAAGAAGGGGAUUGAGUGUGAGUAUCGGCAUAGUGAUAGUGCAAGGCUCAAUCCGAGAGAUUGCUGGUACUGGUUGAGUGGGAAUUGCCUCAACCCAACCUGUGCUUUUCGACAUCCGCCAUUAGAAGCGCAUACUGAAGUUUUAUCAGACCCUACUCCCUCUCUCCAUCAGUCAUCUGUGCCGGUAAACAAGACCAGUGUCCCCUGUUAUUUUUAUUUCAGUGGAUAUUGUAACAAAGGCGACAGAUGCUCUUUCUUGCAUGGUCCUCCUAAUGGUGCUAAUUCUGGUACGAAAUCCACAAAAUCCACUGGUGUGGUCGCUGAUGUCCAUCAUAUUGAAAAUAAGACAUCAACAGGAAGUGAUGCUGGUGCGGCAUCAAUAGUGACCCUUCCUAACCCAUCUGAAAUCACUUCCAAGCCUGCAUUGAGCAUACAGUCUGGGCACGAUAAUCAAGAAUCGGUUCCUAAUACAGUUGUGGAGCGUAGCCCAUCCCCUGAGAUAUCUGUGCCUGAGUGUGAAGAAGUAAGGAUCAAGUCAGAAAACCCACUUCCUACAGAAGAUUUUAUUGAAGGUGGAUCCCCUUCAUGCCAAGAACAGAGUUCUGAGGAGCAUGCAGCUGCUGGUCCCAUUGUACCAGAGGAGUGGUGGGAAUCAUCACCUGGAUUUGAUGUACUUGUGGAUGAUGGAUCAGAGAAUUUGGGCUAUGAGGAUGAUCCUGAGUACUUGCUUGCCCCUGAUGGUGAUGCAAGGGAGCUGCAUAACCAUUUGCUCCAGUAUGAUUACGAAGAUCCAGCUGCUUAUGAUCCAAUGGAAUACACAGAUGCAGGAAAUUUGUACAAACAUGGUCAUUAUGAAUCUUAUGAGCAUUUGGAGAGCGAUGAUAUAUCUGAUUAUAUCCAUAGAGGCUCUGACCACUCGAGGAUGGUAGAUCCUAUAUUGUUCCCGAAGAGGAAAUUCUUGCCUAGGGAUCCUGAAAUUGAUGGGAAGAAUAGUGUGGAUCUUAGAGAUCGCCUGAGGAAACGGAGGAGGAUGGAUAGUCGUCUGAUGUCCAGAAACCCAAGAAGGCAUGGCUCAGCUCACCUGAAUGACCGGAUGAGGGAACGGCCUGGAAGGCACGGAAUGGCGGACCCUCUUCAUGGAAGACUGGCAUCUGAAGUGGGAAAGAACACGAUAGGGUCUCAUGGUGAUAAGGUUGCUGGGCCAAAUGACAACCACAGAGGUAGGUUUACACAUUCGCAGUUAAGGCAAAAUAGGUCCAGGCACAGAGAGAGGGAAAGAAGAAGGCAGGGAAGGCCUGAGUUUCUUCCCUCCGAAGUUUCGAGGGGCACAGCUCCUAGGGACAGGAGACAUAUGCAGGAGUCUUCUGAGUUUAGUGGACCAAAAACCCUUGACCAAAUCAGAGAAGAAAAGAGAAAGGCGAGGGAAAACAAAAAUGGCUUUGGGAGCACAGCGCGAUCAAAAAGAACAUCAUCUGUGGACUUCCAGGGCCCUAAACCUCUUAGUGAAAUCCUCAAGGACAAGAGGAAGCAUUGGUCAGAAGACGAUGAGAAUUCUAGCAGCAGGUCAAGGCAUGGCAAUGGUGAGCCUGGUAAGGGGCAUGAUUAUAUAAACAAAGACGAGAACUUUGUAGAUGAGGAUGAUGAAGAUGAUGAUGGGCUUGAGAAGAAGCUUGCUGCCAUAUUCUCUUGAAUCCCUCUUGAAUCAAGUAAGUCUGUUUCUUAAUUGGCCUUCGAUAUUGAGAAGACAGACUAGCAGAAUCUUUUGCUGAUCCUUGGGAGAUCAUUUGCGAUGACUGGCGGCCUGGGCCCUUUGGUGCCCGUUAGUAUUAAUAGUUUUAUCUUAGAGCGUAGUUUGGCUUCAAUUUAGAUUUACAACCUUUACUGAGAACAUCAUUACUUCACUAUUGUGAAUUCUUCUUUUUGUGUACAGUACAGUUGCCAUUUUGGGGUUCUCAUAUGUCGGUUGAACUAAGUUGUAUUGUGGAGCCUUGCGAUUAUUGAUGGACCCUACUGGGUCAUUCUGCAUAGCAAAA
Molecule: messenger RNA, 2276 nt
Organism: Macadamia integrifolia
Lineage: Eukaryota; Viridiplantae; Streptophyta; Magnoliopsida; Proteales; Proteaceae
Product: zinc finger CCCH domain-containing protein 34-like
Exons: 3
Coding region: 179-1933 (584 amino acids)
Molecular function (GO): metal ion binding
Source: RefSeq, a predicted model, not a curated record